Molecule: messenger RNA, 2422 nt
Organism: Eptesicus fuscus (big brown bat)
Lineage: Eukaryota; Metazoa; Chordata; Mammalia; Chiroptera; Vespertilionidae
Gene: TSEN2
Product: tRNA splicing endonuclease subunit 2
Exons: 13
Coding region: 170-1546 (458 amino acids)
Biological process (GO): tRNA-type intron splice site recognition and cleavage; tRNA splicing, via endonucleolytic cleavage and ligation
Cellular component (GO): tRNA-intron endonuclease complex
Molecular function (GO): nucleic acid binding; tRNA-intron lyase activity
Source: RefSeq, a predicted model, not a curated record
GCUCCCCAGAGGCAGGAUUGUUUACCGCGUCCCUUUCAUCCCUGCCUCCCCUUAGCCCCGAGAUGAGGAAACCAAGGCACAGAGAGAUUAAGUAACCUUUGCCCACAGUCACGACUAGGAAGUAGCGAAGCCAAUUCCAUUCCAAUUGGAGAACAGUUACACUUGAAAAAUGGCAGAAGCCUUUUUCCAUGCCCCAAAGAGGAAAAGAAGAGUGUACGAGAAUUAUGAGUCUCCAUUUCCGAUCCCUUUUGGUCAGAAAGACUUCAAAAUAUUCCGUGCUGAAAUGAUAAACAACAAUGUAAUUGUGAGGAACACAGAAGAUAUUGAGCAGCUGUAUGGGAAAGGUUAUUUUGGAAAAGGAAUCCUGUCUAGAAGCCGUCCAAACUUCACAAUUUCAGAUCCCAAGCUGGUUGCUAAAUGGAAAGAUAUGAAGACAAAUAUGCCUAUAAUCACAUCAAAGAAGUAUCAUCGUAGUGUAGAAUGGGCCACAGAGCUCAUGCGAAGACAGGGGAAGGACGAGAGUACAGUGCACAGAAUCCUUGAAGAUUACACAAAACCACUUGAGCAUCCUUGCCUAGAACAGAAUGAAGAUGUUUCAUCGCAUGAUGAGCUGAACUCUGAAAUGGUUUCCAAAAUAGAAGCCACAGCAGAUAGAACGAAACUUUCUGUGAUGAACGGAGACUUGGGAAAGUCAGAUGAUAUGGAGGAUCCCAGCAGGCCAUCAGACUGCCUGCAGGACGGCUCUGGGCAUGACCCACUGACUGCAAACGGCUUCGAUAAACACUUAUUGGAGGUCACUGCACCUCUGUCCCAAGUCCAUUGUAGCCAAAAAGAUGUUCUCUCCCAGUGUGGUGCUCAGGACAGCGGCCAACGAGUGGGUCUCCUCUGUGCCAGAGAGGGAGGACCUGCUGAUGAGUACGUGCUGGUGGAGGAAGCCGCAUGUGAUGUGAGCGAGAAGGAAGAUGCCCCAACUGAGAAAUCGGCACAGAAGAAGAGACUAAUCUGCAGAAGAAAUCCAUAUAGGAUCUUUGAGUAUUUGCAGCUCAGCCUAGAGGAGGCCUUCUUCCUGGUCUAUGCUCUGGGAUGUCUAAGUAUUUACUAUGAAAAGGAGCCUUUAACGAUUCUGAAACUCUGGAAAGUUUUCACGGUAGUUCAGCCCACAUUCAGGACUACCUAUAUGGCGUACCAUUACUUCCGAAGCAAGGGCUGGGUGCCCAAAGUGGGACUUAAGUACGGAACAGAUUUACUGCUGUAUCGAAAAGGACCUCCAUUUUACCAUGCAAGUUACUCUGUCAUUAUUGAGUUAGUCGAUGACCAUUUUGAGGGCUCUCUUCGAAGACCUUUCAGUUGGAAGUCACUGGCUACCUUGAGCAGAGUUUCAGUGAAUGUCUCCAAGGAACUCAUGCUGUGCUAUCUGAUUAAACCCUCUACCAUGACUGACAAAGAAAUGGAAUCCCCAGAAUGCAUGAAGAGAAUUCAAGUUCAGGAAGUGAUUCUGAGCCGCUGGGUUUCUUCACGAGAGAGGAGUGACCAAGAUGAACUUUAACAUUUAACCUCAGAAUUCUGAUUUCACCAACAAGUAUUUAUUGAGUCUCCUACAAUAAGCCAAGCUCAGGGAGAGGUAAAGGGUCCUUUUAUUGUAAUUGGCCAUUAAUUGGAAAGUUUAAAGGGCAUGGUGCUCCCCAAACCAGAGAACUCUUCGUGUUUUAAAAAGAAAUUACACCGGGGAGAAGAAGCGAGCCCUGUGCCCGGACGUCAGCUUCUGUCCUCAGUGGGCACUGACCGUGACUGGCCCCAGCUCCUCGCCUCCAGGCCCCACUCUGCAUCCUCAUCUGUUCAGUGAGCAGCGUGGAUAGAUGAGACCAGCAAGAGGGAACCUCUGUUUUACUCUAAUCUAACCUCUACAUGGUGACAGUUACACGAUGUGGCACUCGACAGUUCCCAAAGCAGCACUUAUGCACAGGCAUCUCGUUACCACAUCCAGUCUGUUCCCGAAAGAGUGCCGGAAAGCAGAUCUGGGGGUUGCAGGAUGCCAUGUUCCAUUACUUUAAAUGAAAAAAAUUACAUGUCUCCGCUUGUCCAAGAACUUCAACCAAUUACUGAAGCACAUAACAGUCCAUUUAAUAUUUAGCAAGGAUUUUUGUAUCAUAGAAAGCAUUUAAAACAUCAAUUAUCUAAUUAUUUGUCAGUUUACUAAUUGGUAGGCAUGUUUGUGUAGAAUACACAAUAUUAUGCAGUAUUAGAUAAAAGUUGCACCUUGCUUCAGUUAACUUCUUUGAAAUAAAAAUAGGUGGUGAAAUAAUGUGAAGGAAGAUGCAAAAUGAGUGCAAUCGACAUUUAGUAAACACAGUAAACAAAGCCUUUUUUUAAUUGGUUAGAUCCCAAUGAAGAGUUGCCUGAGGAGUGGCAUUUGGAGGCAAGA